Molecule: messenger RNA, 1309 nt
Organism: Bursaphelenchus okinawaensis
Lineage: Eukaryota; Metazoa; Nematoda; Chromadorea; Rhabditida; Aphelenchoididae
Source: the annotation of a GenBank genome assembly
AUGCAAAAACUUUUACUAUUAUAUUCAGCCUUUUUAUGUAGAGUAUGGUCAGUAUGGUACAUUAACCAGCCAGUACAGACUAUCAUCAAAGAGAAUUGUCUUUAUGGUAAGUUGGAAACGACUUUGAGUUAUUUUAUGGCCAUAUUAAGUUACUCCAUGCCCAUAAAGCCUCAAAACUUGAUAUUAGGCCCCAAAAAAGUUUUGUCGUUUUUUACUGUGAAAAUACAUGUAAAUAAACGACAAGACUUUUUUGCACGCUCUGAUGGCUAGUCUUGUUAUCAAAAAACAUGCUAAAACUAAAGUAAAUAACAGUAUAUUGUCUUAUCAGACCAUUCUACAUCUAUUUACCUACAUUAUGUUACCUAAACUUAUAUUGUUUUAGAGUGCGACACCACCAUAGACUGCCCGAACGGACUUAGCUGCUUUCAAGCCUCACAGAACAGUAAAGGAUGCUGUUUAAAUAGUAUGUUAUCUCAUUUUUUCUUUACUUUAAUAUUAAGCUUGAGAAGUAUAGCUAUAUUUCAAUCAAAAACUCUAAAAUUAUAUUAUCCAUGACCAAUAGGUCCUUUUACUUGAUUAUUUUUAAUAUUAUAGUGUUUACCUCAACUUUUCUUAUAAAUCUAGCUUCAUUAUGAUCUUCACGAACUUUUUUUACGGAAAGAAAGUGUUUCAUAUCAAAAACCAGCCUUUAAACCAUCAAAAUGUCAUGAAUAAUAUAGCUUUCACCUCAUUUUUACUCAAAUUCCAAACUUUUUUAAUUCUAAACCAUAAUAUUCUCCCAAAUAAAGUAACGCAGAUCAAGUAAAAGCCUUUAGGCUAAACAUAUUUAACGAUUAAGAAUAAAAUAUUCAGUCCUGAAACCCAACCAAACGGGAUGUUUCCUGGAUGAGCAAUGUACUCGGGCGUGUUCAACAAGUUAUUGUAAAAAGAACGACGAUACCAUUGGAAGAUGUGCCUGUCGGCCUGGCUUCAACUUCUUAUUCGGCAAAUGCUGUAAGUUUCCUUUAUUCUAAACAAAACGCCAAGAGUCGUGUUUUCGUGGUGGUACCUAAGCAUUGUAACAAUGUUUUUUAAUAUUUUACCUUUUUUUGUAUUAUAUGUCGUUAAAAAUGUUCAUGUACAUUGAUUUUAAUUCAAAAUAUACAAUUUCUUAUCAAUUUCAGGGAAAGACUGCCCAUACUUUGCCUCACGCAAAGUUCAGAUGGAUGCUGUGGAUGAGGACGAAACUCAAUGUUUGUUGAACUCCAACGACCUUGAUUUUGAGUUGAUUGGUUCGAAUCGAUGGAGAAGAUCGUUAGAGUAUUGUUAA